Leishmania braziliensis MHOM/BR/75/M2904 is the source of this 1218-nucleotide messenger RNA. RefSeq lists its product as hypothetical. The record is from RefSeq and is a predicted model, not a curated record. The coding region runs from base 1 to 1218 and encodes 405 amino acids. Gene Ontology annotation, molecular function: phosphoprotein phosphatase activity. The transcript has a single exon. Lineage: Eukaryota; Euglenozoa; Kinetoplastea; Trypanosomatida; Trypanosomatidae.
AUGACGGAGUCACCGCCAAAGCUGACCCCACCACCAAACGGGAGCGCGCUGCUGCGGGAAAACCUCUUUGAGGAGAAGAAGGAUGACGACGACGGCGAGCUACUGAAGCGGCGCGAACCGACAAUGCUGCUGAAGGGAAAGAAGCUCAUUGCCCCUCCUUCGGACGGCACGAAGCGUUACACUGUUGUCUUUGACCUCGAUGAAACCGUCGUGUAUGCGAGGGACGGCCCCCUCUAUGCACGCGCGUACCUGAAAGACCUUUUCCGCUUCAUCAAGGACGACUUCGAGGUGAUUGUGUGGACCGCCGGCGAGCGCGACUACGCCAAGUGCAUCCUUGAGGAGAUCAACGAGGACCACAUCAUCCAGCACCUUGUCUACCGGCACGAGAAGUGGUUCCGCGAGGAGGACUACACAAAGGACUUGCGACAACUUGGCCGAGACCUGAACUAUACCCUCAUGAUCGAGAACACCCCUGAUUGCGUGCGCGCAAACCCGCAGAACAGCAUCAUCGUGGAGGACUUCGAGGUACUGCCAGAGACAACCGAGGAAGAAGGCUCGAUGCCAACGUCGCCGGUGCCCACGCCCCCGCCCCCGCCAGCGCAGGCGGCGGAUAUGAUCCCAACGGCGGACGAGGCGAAGGACACCGCUGCACUGCAAGCCAGCAGCACAGCCGCGGCUGCGAGGUCGGCAGCGGAGGGCGGAGGCGGCAGCGGCGGUUCGCAAUCACCACUGCGGCGGCGCCGCACCACUGAUCGCACACUCUUUCUCUUGCGCGAGCUGUUACAGUCGCUUCUGAAAAGCGGGGAUACGGUGCCGCGCUUUCUUGCCUCGUGCGAGCUGCUCUCGCGACAGACGGUGAUCGGUUCUGACGGCAGUGACAUCCCCAUCUACCACCUCGGCACACGGAGGAGACGCAAGGACGCGGGGGUGCAGCGGAAGCAAGUGCGGGUAAACCGAGACAAGUCAUCGGCAGCUGCUGCCCCAGCUGAGGCCACAUCGCCUUCUCAGAACACACCGGCGGAGAGCGCAGCGAAAGAGAAGACGCUGCCUGCCGAGGACAGCGACGGCAGCGAUCACGUGGCGCACUCGAGCGACUCGUCAGCCGACACACCACAGUCUCCCUCCGCAGACCCACCGCGGCAGGGUGUGCAGGACCAGCUAGAGUGCGCACAUGCUGGAGGCGUGGGCAAAGAGGAAGAAGGAGCACUGCAUCCCUGA